Molecule: messenger RNA, 1435 nt
Organism: Petromyzon marinus (sea lamprey)
Lineage: Eukaryota; Metazoa; Chordata; Hyperoartia; Petromyzontiformes; Petromyzontidae
Biological process (GO): regulation of transcription by RNA polymerase II; anatomical structure morphogenesis; cell differentiation
Molecular function (GO): DNA-binding transcription factor activity, RNA polymerase II-specific; RNA polymerase II cis-regulatory region sequence-specific DNA binding
Source: RefSeq, a predicted model, not a curated record
CCCCUCACAUCCCCAUCCACCCCCGCCCCAACAAAACCAACGCAACCCAUUGGCUAAUCGAGCGGGCGAGGGUGGGGAUGUAGAGAGAAGGGGGCGUGUUGUAUGCAAAUUUAUUAUGGACACUUAUCCACCACAUGAGCUUCUGUGUGCGAUGUGAAAUUCUUACACAUUGAGUGAGCGACGUCUGUGGGUUAGCGCACCGCUCCUAGUAGUAGUGUUGUGUGGUGUGUGUUGUUGAGUAUGUUGGGGUGUUGUGAGUGUGUGUGUGACGACCUGUCAUCACGCAUCGCUAGCUAGUCGAUGUGAUAUCUAAUUGGUGAUUGGCUCUUCGUCUGCCCAACAUUAUAACUAUCAAUAUUUAACCUCACUAUAUAAUACCACCUCCUGCUUCUGCUGGCAUCUGGAAGCGGUAUCGACCAUGUCUACGAUGCAGGCCAGAUUCGCACCCACGAGCGGAGCCACCUCCUCUCACGUGGUCUACUCUGGUGCGGUUCACGGCCAAUACUCCGGCGUUCUGUCAAGGCAAUACGGAGCUUAUCAACAGCACCAGCAGCAGCAGCAGCAGCUCCACCAGCAACAGCAUCAAGAACAUCCUCAAAGCCUCCUACUGCAUCACCACCACCAUCAACACCAUCAGCAGCAGCAGCAACAGCAGGAGCUUAAUCAGCUUCAUCAUCAGCAGCAGCAGCACAAAGAUCUGGUGAAGCCGCCGUACAGCUACAUAGCCCUCAUCGCGAUGGCCAUCCAGAACUCGGCGGAGGGGCGAGCUACCCUGAGCGCGAUCUACCAGUUCAUAGCGGGGCGCUUUCCCUUCUAUCGCGAGAACAAGCAGGGCUGGCAGAACUCCAUCCGCCACAACCUCAGUCUCAACGAGUGCUUCGUCAAGGUGGCCCGAGACGACCGCCGGCCUGGCAAGGGCAGCUUCUGGACGCUGGACCCGGACUCGCACGGCAUGUUCGAGAACGGCAGCUUCCUGCGACGGAGGAGGAGGUUCAAGCGGAAGCAGCGGGCUGGUGGUGAUGGUGGUGGUGGUGGUGAUGGUGGUGGUGGUGGAGGGUUCCACGCGAUGGAUCAUCGUCACACUGAUGAGGAGGCGUCAGAAUUGAAUCUCGCCCGGGCCUCAGUUGGGACUGCUGGUGGCCCGGAUCGUCCGCUGUCAUCGUGGUCAUCAUCAUCAUCAUCAUCCUCCUCCACCUCGUUGUUAUUGUCGUCGGCGUCUCCAUCAUCGUCAGCGUCAUCGUCGGCGUCAUCAGCAGCAUCGUCAUCGGCUUCACUCGCUGUGCGCCAGCUCUCACCACAGAUGGCGACGAAGACGAUGGUGGCGCUGCUCGUGCCCAAAGUUGAGAGCCCUGACAGCGUCAACCUGAGCAGUGGUAGCAGCAGCAGCAGCGGGGGUGGUGGUGUUUGUGGUAGUGGUGUUUGUGGUGGUGGUGUU